Molecule: messenger RNA, 396 nt
Organism: Cyanidioschyzon merolae strain 10D
Lineage: Eukaryota; Rhodophyta; Bangiophyceae; Cyanidiales; Cyanidiaceae
Exons: 1
Coding region: 1-396 (131 amino acids)
Source: RefSeq, a predicted model, not a curated record
AUGCAAACUUUCAGUCUCAAGCCUUGGCAGGCUCUCGUCAUACUUAUUGGGAUAAGUCUUUUUGUAGGAUCUUUCGGGACCUGCUUUGGCACGGUGGCUAGUUCUUUAGAUGUUGCUGUGCGGAAAGCGUCAGCUGAGAACGCAGAGUUGCGGGCUGUUGUUUCCCAACUCCGGGCGCACGUGUCUGCAUUGGAACAGAACGACCAAAACCUGGCGACUAUUCGUUCACAAACUACUCGGUUUGAUCUGAAUGAACUCCUUCGUGCGUCCGGUACGACUGGGAAUGGAAACUUGGUGCUCGAGUGCGCGGAAGCAGGUCGGUUGCUGUACCGCUUUACCUGUGGAACAGGUGGUACGACAACCUCGACUUUUACGGGGGUAGCGACCUGCACGUAG